GCCUUACACAACCAUUCUCUUAAUAUAAUCCUAUCCAUUUUACACAUUUACUCCUAUUUAUUAACAAAUCUUUGAUUCUAAUUUUCUCUUUCUAAUUCUAAUGCAUCAAAUUUCAAGCAUGUCUUUUGGAAUUAAUGAAUCAUAUCGUCCUCUUCCUUCUUUAUACUUUACUUUAUCUUCCAUUUGGUUCGUUUCUUCACUUUCUUGGGCUUUUCUCACAUGGAGAAAUCGUCACCUUCAGACCAAUAAUUUGCAAUGGGCUCUUGCUUCUGUUCCAUUAAUAAAAACAUUGCAGCUUUUGCUCUCAUUUAUCUUUUGGUAUUCCUGCUUUUAUUCCCAAGUAUGCUCCUUAUGGAUGUCCUUUGGUGUGUAUGUAACUGGAGUCCUCUUUCAGACAGCUUCUUUCGUGUCUUUCCUUCUUAUCGCUCAUGGUUACUGCAUCAUGUGUGAGCAUCUUUCGGUCUAUGAACGACGAACUACAGCUGCACUCGGGUGUAUAUUUUACCUGACCCUCGUUGGUCAUAGAGCUUCUGUGCCAUAUUUCACUGCCCUUUUGCUGCUUAACUACUUCAUUUCAUUCUCCGUGAUCUUCCACCACAUAUCUCAGAACUUGCUGUCUCUUAGAGAGCAGCUGAGUGUUGUCGUAGAUGAUGAUGUUCGUGCAAUGCAUGACGCAGUUCGUUCGAAAGUUUCCAUGUUCAAGAAAUUUCGGGUGGCGAUGCAGCUGGUAGCAUUAGCUGAAGCAGCGAUAUACAUUAAUAUGGAUGACUCCCCUGAAACUUACUGGAUCCGACUGUUGAUUCGAGAAUGGGCACAAUUCUGCAUUUUCUUAUACAUAGGAUGGACAUUCCGCUCUCAAGAUUUGGCACCGCAGUUUUCUGUUAUUCCAACAGAGAAGUUUCAUGGAGGACUACUCGUUCCUCCGAUCUUUAGUGUCGUGAUGGAUGCUGCUACAUACAAAGAUUUUUGCAGUCAGCAAUGGCACAUUGGUGUGCCAACAUCGUUCCCUAAAGGAAGAAUCUCGAAAAGUUCUUCAAUAAUCAUAGUCCACCAACCCAAGUCAUAGAGUAAAUGUCGUGCCAUGUACAUUUGCUCGUUCAAAGAGAACAAUUCUGAUUUUUCGUGGACUAACUAUUGCAAUUCAGAUUCAUGACAUCGAGUUGCUGCACAUUUUGCGGAAGAAAUGUGAAAUUGUGGUUCGGAACAACGUGUAGACCCGAAAAGGCCAUACUACUUCUUACUUGAUGUAGGAACUUGUAUAGAUUAUACUGUGUAAGAAUAGGAAAAUCAGUAGUUACACCAGCUUAGUGAGGUGUGGACACUAGAGAAAUGUUAUUCUAAAGAGGUAAAUAAUGAGUAUCAUGUAGCCAGUUUUGUCCAUGUAUCUGAAGUUGUGGAUAAUCAUACAUAAGUAAAGACUACACCAGCUGCAAUCAGGAGAAAUUGUGAGCGGGUUUAAUA
This is a messenger RNA of Amaranthus tricolor (Joseph's coat), 1461 nucleotides long. RefSeq lists its product as uncharacterized. The transcript has 9 exons. NCBI's taxonomy places the organism in Eukaryota, Viridiplantae, Streptophyta, Magnoliopsida, Caryophyllales, Amaranthaceae. The record is from RefSeq and is a predicted model, not a curated record. The coding region runs from base 101 to 1066 and encodes 321 amino acids.